Messenger RNA from [Candida] anglica, 1182 nucleotides. The record is from the annotation of a GenBank genome assembly. NCBI's taxonomy places the organism in Eukaryota, Fungi, Ascomycota, Pichiomycetes, Serinales, Debaryomycetaceae.
AUGAAACUUUUGAAACAAACUUUUGAGAAGGAUAAGAGUGGAUCAACUGUGUUGAUACCACAGGAUCGUGAAGAUUUAUGGCAACUUUAUAAUCUUAUUCAAAAGGGAGAUGAUGUGAAGUUAUCAACUCAUAGAAAUGUUAAAAAGACUACUGGUGGAUCAGGAGCUGCCCCAUCUAGUGGGAAGGAUAAGGGUAAAACUGAAAGGAAACCACUUACAUUGAAGAUCAAUGUUGAGAAUAUUGAUUACACACCAUCUGAUGAAGUUCUUAGAAUUAGAGGUAAGACUGUAGAACCAAAUGAAUAUGUUCCAAUGCAGAGUUAUCAUACUGCAGAAAUUCAAUUAAGUAAGCAAUUCACGCUCUAUAAGCCAGAUUGGGAUGAGAUCAGUUAUGGAAUCAUCGUUAAGGCAUGUUCUAUCGAGGAGAAGGCAGAGAUAGGUGCCGUUGUAUUGGAAGAAGGAGUUGCACACAUCUGUCUUAUUACUGAUAAUAUGACAGUAUUAAGAAAUAAAAUUGAAAAAUCAAUCCCCAAGAAAAGAAGAGGCGAAGGUGGUGGAGGUAAUCAUGAUAAGGCAUUGGAAAAAUUCUAUGAUAUGACUCUGAGUACAAUGUUAAGAAAUUUUGAUUUAACUAGAUUGAAGGCAAUUAUCUUAGCUUCACCAGGAUUCACAGCAAAUGCCUUGUACAAACAUGUGCUAACCCAAGCCACUAGGGAUGACAACAAGGUUGUAUUCCAGAACAAAUCAAAAUUCAUUGUAGUUCAUUCAUCGACUGGAUAUUUACAAGGACUUGAAGAAGCAUUGAAAGAUCCAUCUAUUCAAAGUCAAUUAAGAGAUACUCAAUUUGCUCAGGAGGCACUUAUUUUCGAAGAAUUCCAACAUGUUUUAAACGCAGAUGACGAUAAAGCAUGGUAUGGACCUACCGAGGCAGCCAAGGCAGUUGAACUUGGAGCAGUUAAGUAUUUGAUGAUUACCGAUACUCUUUUCAGAAGUGAUGAUAUAUCAGUACGAAAACAUUAUAUCAAGAUGAGUGAAGAUGUGAAACAAAAUGGAGGACAAGUAUUAAUAUUUUCUAGUUUACAUGAAUCAGGAGAGCAAUUAAACCAAUUAACUGGUGUUGCAGUAUUAUUAAACUAUCCAGUGGCAGAUUUGGAUGAAGAUGAAGAUGAUGAUGAUGAGUAG